UGUGCACGCUGCCUUCCUUCGCGGCAGCGCCUCCUUUCCAGCUCCCUGGGGCCUGGUCGCCCCGCCCUCGGGCUGAGGCUGUGGCUGAGGUGGGGGCGGGGCCCUGCGCCCUAAGCCGCGCAGCCCGCGGAGCAGGUGGAGGGCCGCGCUUGCUGCUCGGGGCUCAGCUCCGUGUCCCGUGCGCCUCGCGCCCCGCGCCUGGGCCCAGGCCCCCAACUGUCCAGCCUCCCUUCCUGGACUGGCCAGGAGGCGGGGGCUGAGCUCUCUGGGGUCCUAGAGCAGAUGCCCUGCCGGCUGCCCCGCGGCCCGGCUGCAGCGCUGCUGGUCCUCCUGUGCCUGGGGCUCCUUUGCGUCCGCUUCCACUCCAGCCUGUCCCCGCGGGGGGCGCAGAAGCACCCUGGGCCAAGCGCUCUGAGUGCCCCGCCUCGCGGGCUGCAGCUUCAGGACGUCUUCAUCGCGGUCAAGACCACACUGGCGUUCCACCGCUCCCGUCUGGACCUGCUACUCGACACGUGGGUCUCUAGGACCAAGCAACAGACGUUCAUCUUCACUGACAGCGGGGACAGAGGCCUCCGGGAGAGACUGGGGUCCCACCUUGUGGUCACCAACUGCUCCGCAGAGCACAGCCACCUGGCCCUGUCCUGCAAGAUGGCCGCAGAGUUUGACGCCUUUCUGGCCAGCAGGCUCCGGUGGUUCUGCCACGUGGACGACGACAACUACGUGAACCCCAGGGCGCUGCUACAGCUGCUAAACGCCUUGCCGCAGGGCCACGACGUCUAUGUCGGCAAACCCAGCCUAAACCGGCCCAUCCAUACUUCUGAGCCGCAGGCGCACAAUCGCACGAGGCUGGUACAGUUCUGGUUUGCCACAGGGGGCGCUGGCUUCUGCAUCAACCGCAAACUGGCUUUGAAGAUGGCUCCUUGGGCCAGUGGCUCCCAUUUUGUGGACACAUCCGCUCUCAUCCGGCUGCCCGAUGACUGCACUGUGGGCUACAUCGUUGAGUGCAAGUUGGGGGGACGCCUGCUGCCCAGCCCCCUCUUCCACUCCCACCUGGAGACCCUGCAGCUGCUGGGGGCUGCCCAGCUCCUGGAGCAGGUCACUCUCAGCUAUGGUGUAUUUGAGGGAAAACUCAACGUCAUUAAGCUGCCAGGUCCCUUCUCGCCUGAAGAGGACCCCUCCAGAGCGCGCCCCUCUCGUGAGGCUGUUGAUCAGGUUGCUCGUUCUGAGGACAUGCAGCCGGCUCCUUACAGAGCACCAGUCCAGAAUUGCAAGACGAAAGCAUCACCUCCCCCUGGCACAAGCUGCCUGACAGGUUUCGCUCCCUACACUGCCUGCUCUACCCAGACACACCCUGGUGCCCUCAGCUGGCAGCCCGAUGAACAGGGGGCAGGGGUGGGCAGCACUUCUGGCUGUGCCAUUGCCUUCUCAGGCCAGCGGCAGGCUUCAGUGGGUGCCAGGCUGCCGGGAAGCCCAGGAUCUAGAUGGCAGCUGGCACCAAGCACUGUAGACCCUGGAGAUGGGUGAGGGCCAGAGAGUCUCAGGGCUGGAUCCUGUCACCUGCAGUGGCCAGCUGGAUGUGGAUGGGACACUUGGGCUGGCUGGUGUCUCCGUGUCCUCUCCUAGGGCUCAAGGAGUGGCCACAACUCCAGCUCCUUGACUGGAUCCCCUGUCCCUGAGGGUCCCUGGGGGGGAAUCAUGGCACAGUCCAGGGCUGUGACCGAUGAAGUCCCUUUCUAGGGGAUCUAUGCUGCCCAGCUCUUGCUAGAAUACUCAGGCUUUGGACCCUCAGGAUGCUCUGAGCCAGGUGAUGAUCAGAAUAGGUCCCCACCAGUCAUGGUGAUCCUUUUGCUUCCUUCUCUGCCCUGCUGAAGGAGUGACCAUGUGACCUGGCCCUGGCCAGUAGGAACUCAGCAAAGCCAAUAUGCUGGGUGAGGUCUGGUGGCUCCUUAGCCUGCCUUCCUGUUGUUAAUGUGGGCGUGAUGCCUGGAUCUGGGGAAGCCACUGUGAGCCCUCCAGGGAAAGGCCAAGACAAUCAUGCACAACUGUCCCUCCAGUAUCUGGCUCUGUAUGAAAUUAAACCUUUAUUUAAGUCUC
This is a messenger RNA of Octodon degus (degu), 2094 nucleotides long. It is a transcript of the gene Mfng, whose product is annotated as MFNG O-fucosylpeptide 3-beta-N-acetylglucosaminyltransferase. Gene Ontology annotation, cellular component: membrane. Bases 283 to 1524 code for a protein of 413 amino acids. NCBI's taxonomy places the organism in Eukaryota, Metazoa, Chordata, Mammalia, Rodentia, Octodontidae. Gene Ontology annotation, molecular function: O-fucosylpeptide 3-beta-N-acetylglucosaminyltransferase activity. The record is from RefSeq and is a predicted model, not a curated record. The transcript is spliced from 9 exons. Gene Ontology annotation, biological process: regulation of Notch signaling pathway.